GCCCUGUCACCGCCUGCUCUGGCCAUGGCUAGGGCGCUUGUGUUAUAAAUUGGCGACCAAAGUUCCCGACGCGGCCCUGGUCCUGAUGGCGGCGGCGGCGGCCGUGGCAGCAGCCGAGCCACCUCCCGCGAUGCCGCAGGCGGCAGGAGCCGGAGGGCCAGCCGCCCGCAGAGAUUUCUACUGGCUGCGCUCCUUCCUGGCCGGAGGUAUUGCUGGAUGCUGUGCCAAAACAACAGUUGCUCCUUUGGAUCGAGUGAAGGUUUUAUUACAAGCUCACAAUCACCAUUACAAACACUUGGGAGUAUUUUCUGCAUUGCGUGCUGUUCCCCAAAAGGAGGGAUACCUUGGAUUGUAUAAAGGGAAUGGUGCAAUGAUGAUUCGAAUUUUUCCUUAUGGUGCAAUCCAGUUUAUGGCAUUUGAGCAUUAUAAAACGUUAAUUACUACAAAACUGGGAGUUUCUGGUCAUGUACACAGAUUAAUGGCUGGGUCCAUGGCAGGUAUGACAGCAGUUAUCUGUACUUACCCUCUUGAUAUGGUUAGAGUACGCCUAGCAUUCCAGGUGAAAGGGGAACACACUUAUACGGGAAUUAUUCAUGCAUUCAAAACAAUUUAUGCAAAGGAAGGUGGUUUCCUUGGAUUUUACAGAGGCUUGAUGCCUACUAUAUUAGGAAUGGCUCCAUAUGCAGGUGUUUCAUUUUUUACUUUUGGUACCUUAAAGAGUGUUGGGCUUUCCCAUGCUCCUACCCUUCUUGGCAGACCUUCAUCAGACAAUCCUAAUGUCUUAGUUUUGAAAACUCACAUAAACUUACUUUGUGGUGGUGUUGCUGGAGCAAUAGCACAGACAAUAUCCUACCCAUUUGAUGUAACACGUCGGCGAAUGCAGUUAGGAACUGUUCUUCCAGAAUUUGAAAAGUGCCUAUUUCAGAAGAAGAAGGUGGAAGCUUCCUUUUCUAAAGCAGUUCUGAGCCGAGGAACGGAUAACCGGUACCUGGUAUUAGCAGUCAAUAUUGUACAGAAUGAAGAAGGAAACCAUGAAAAGCACCUAAUCAUCACUGCUUCGCAGUCACUAGAAUGUAAAGAACUGUGUAUCCUUAGGAAUGACUGGUGCUCUGUACGAGUAGAGCCAGGGGACAUCAUUCAUUUGGAGGGAGACUGCAUAUCCGAUACUUGGAUAAUAGAUGAAGAUUUUGGAUAUUUGAUUCUGUAUCCAGACAUGCUGAUUUCUGGCACAAGCAUAGCCAGUAGUAUUCGAUGCAUGAGAAGAGCUGUCCUGAGUGAAACAUUUAAGAGCUCUGAUCCAGCCACACGCCAAAUGCUGAUUGGUACGGUCCUCCAUGAAGUAUUUCAAAAAGCAAUAAGUGAUAGUUUUGCCCCAGAAAAGCUACAAGAACUUGCUUUUCAAACUGUUCAAGAAAUAAGGCAUCUGAAGGAAAUGUACCGCCUAAAUCUGAAUCAAGAUGAAAUAAAACAAGAAGUAAAGGAGUACCUUCCUUCAUUUUCUAAAUGGGCUGGAGAUUUCAUGCAUAAACAUACUUCAACUGACUUCCCUCAGAUGCAGCUCUCUCUGCCAAGUGAUGGUAGUAACGGUAAUUCAACAUGUCAUAUCGAAGUUAUAAACUCACUGGAUAUUGAAGAAAGCAUUUGGUCUCCUAGGUUUGGAUUGAAGGGCAAAAUAGAUGUUACAGUUGGCGUGAAGAUACAUCGAGGAUGUAAAACGAAAUAUAAGAUAAUGCCACUGGAACUUAAAACUGGCAAAGAAUCAAAUUCUAUUGAACACCGUAGUCAGCUUGUUCUGUACACACUGCUAAGCCAAGAGAGGAGAGCUGAUCCAGAGGCUGGCCUGCUCCUCUACCUGAAGACCGGUCAGAUGUAUCCUGUACCUGCCAACCAUCUCGAUAAAAGAGAAUUAUUAAGGCUAAGAAACCAGAUGGCAUUCUCUUUGUUUCAUCGUAUUAACAAAUCUGCUACUGGAGAGGAGAAGACAAAGCUUGCUCCUUUGCCACAAAUAAUUGAGGAACAGCAAACCUGUAAAUAUUGUUCACAGUUGGGCAACUGUGCUCUUUAUAGCAGAAAUACCUCAUUUCAUAACCAGCCAGUGAAAUGUUUCAUAUGCAUCUCUGACUUGGAGCUUUAUCUUUAGAGCGGUUGAACAAC
Messenger RNA from Physeter macrocephalus (sperm whale), 2154 nucleotides. RefSeq names its product solute carrier family 25 member 16. Gene Ontology annotation, molecular function: coenzyme A transmembrane transporter activity. Gene Ontology annotation, cellular component: mitochondrial inner membrane. The transcript has 16 exons. Gene Ontology annotation, biological process: mitochondrial coenzyme A transmembrane transport. The coding region runs from base 86 to 2140 and encodes 684 amino acids. NCBI's taxonomy places the organism in Eukaryota, Metazoa, Chordata, Mammalia, Artiodactyla, Physeteridae. The record is from RefSeq and is a predicted model, not a curated record.